Scatophagus argus is the source of this 1856-nucleotide messenger RNA. It is a transcript of the gene sars2, whose product is annotated as seryl-tRNA synthetase 2, mitochondrial. The record is from RefSeq and is a predicted model, not a curated record. Gene Ontology annotation, molecular function: serine-tRNA ligase activity; ATP binding; tRNA binding. NCBI's taxonomy places the organism in Eukaryota, Metazoa, Chordata, Actinopteri, Scatophagidae. Gene Ontology annotation, biological process: mitochondrial seryl-tRNA aminoacylation. Gene Ontology annotation, cellular component: mitochondrion. The transcript is spliced from 16 exons. Bases 30 to 1595 code for a protein of 521 amino acids.
UUGAAUGCAACAUUAACCACCAGACCAAUAUGGCGACAUGCAUGGGUAUGGUUGUUAGAAUUGGGGGUAAUGCACUAACUGCGCUGAAGCCGGUAGUCAAACAGUGCUCAAGGCAGAGGACAAGUGUGUUCACCCCCCACCGUUUUUCACAUAGUGUCCGGAGCAGUUUGUACGAACAUGUCAGUGAAGGUUAUAGUGACAAGCCCGAGCUGGACAUGCGAGCAGUGUGUGAAGAGACCGAUAAAGUCAUAGCAAAUGUAGCGAACAGGAAGGGUGACCUGCAAGCGGAUGAUGUCAGGAAAAUUGUAUGUGUGUGGCAGGAGCUCCAGACAGUGAGAACAGAAAUCUCUGGGCUGGAAGAGCAGAAGAGAGACAUCAGUGAUACAGUCAAGGCAGUAGUGACCAAGAACAACAAGAAAGCCCUUGCCAGUCUUCCAGAGUACACUCAGGCUCUGCAGAAGGGUCGAGCCAUCCGCAACAGACUGAAUGAGCUGUACACCAAAGAGAGUGAGCUGGAAAAGGAACACUAUGGACGAGCGCUCAGACUGCCCAACACCACACACCCUGAUGUGCCGGUGGGAGAUGAGAGCCAGGCAAGGGUGGUGGAGCUUGUUGGACAGAAGCCAGAGUUUGACUUCAAGCCCAGAGGCCAUGUUCAGCUGGGGGAGGAGUUGGGUCUUAUCAGGCAGAAACACCUAGCUCAUGUCUCAGGCCACAGGUCCUAUUAUCUGAGGGGAGCAGGGGCCAAACUUCAGACUGCCCUCCAAAACUUUGCCCUUGACACGCUGCAGCGGCGGGGCUUCAUUCCCAUGGUUGUACCUGACUUGCUGAAGGGGGUAGUGUUUGAGGGUUGCGGGAUGCAGCCCAACGCCCAUCGCUCUCAGGUCUAUUCAGUGGACCCGGCUCGUUUUACAGACCUCAAUCUGGCUGGGACUGGAGAAGUUGGGGUGGCAGGCUAUUUCAUGGAUCAUGCAGUAAACUGGAAUGACCUGCCUGUCAGGACGGUGUGCAGCAGCACCUGCUACAGAGCAGAGACAGACACAGGCAGAGAGCCGUGGGGGCUCUACAGAGUACAUCACUUCAACAAGGUAGAGAUGUUUGGAGUGACAGCAGAUGAGACAGGAGAAGAGAGUUCUCAGCUCUUGGAGGACUUUGUGUCCUUGCAGAAAGAGAUAUUCUCUGCACUGGAGCUACACUACAGAGUGCUGGACAUGCCGACAGAGGAACUGGGUGCUCCAGCACACAGGAAGUACGACAUUGAAGCAUGGAUGCCUGGGAGAGGCAGCUAUGGAGAGAUUUCCAGUGGGUCCAACUGUACAGACUACCAAAGCAGACGCCUCAACAUCCUGUAUGAAAGAGAGGAUGGAAGCCUGCAGUACGCCCAUACUGUGAAUGCUACAGCAUGUGCCAUCCCCCGAACCAUCAUUGCUAUCCUGGAGACUCACCAAACCAAAAAAGGAACAGUGCGUGUCCCCAAAGCCCUGCAGCCUUAUUUAGGUCUAGAAGUGAUCGAGAAGCCAAAAUACACUCCACUGAAAUACAUCGGGCCCAUUCAGAACAAUCGACCUAACAGGCCUGCUCCCAAAUCCAGAUGACACAAACACCUGAGGUGGGAGCCAGUUCGCAUUCAACACCACCAAGCCAGACAGGAAGUUGACAUUAAGUAUCCACGUGUAAUGACGUAUCAAUGUUCUGCGGUGAUGGAUCAGAAUUUAACCUUUCGGCUUACUGUCACUGUCAACGUAUUUCUCAGUAUAUUGUCGUGAAUGUCAUGUUCUUGAGAGCUGAGUUCAUGAGAAGGUGAACUUCACCUUCUUGUGUUCACGAGUACACUAGAAGGACCAUUAAAGAAAUAG